Gymnodraco acuticeps is the source of this 2044-nucleotide messenger RNA. It is a transcript of the gene thg1l, whose product is annotated as tRNA-histidine guanylyltransferase 1-like. The record is from RefSeq and is a predicted model, not a curated record. Gene Ontology annotation, biological process: tRNA modification. Gene Ontology annotation, molecular function: tRNA guanylyltransferase activity; magnesium ion binding. Lineage: Eukaryota; Metazoa; Chordata; Actinopteri; Perciformes; Bathydraconidae.
AUGAUAUUUGUGAUUAAUGAAUUAUUUGUUUAUGUAUGUCCGCUCCGGAACCUUAGUGUGUACUGUCUCCGGCUCCACUACGACAUCAUUCGUUGACGGACUGUAUACAACCCAGCGUGUGUUAGCGGACUUACUCUCAGGAUAAAUGUAGAUAUCAGUUUAUUGCAUUACUGUUUAUCCUACUAAAUCAAAUAUUGGUGUUUGUGUAACUAACGGAAUAUAUAGAUAUUAACGCAUGAAGACAACGGGUUUAAGUAACUAACCUACUGGUCACUGUACGUUGGCUAACAACACAUCACCUCCAAGUGAACCCCUCAAUGCUGUUUGGAAAGGCCUGCAUAUUAGGUGGACGUGCCAGGUAUUGUGUUGUCAAACCCUUGGCCUGUCUUUUUACGACUUCCAGCAACAUGGCCAAGAGCAAGUUUGAGUACGUCCGCAACUUUGAAACAGAUGACACUUGUCUACGGAAUUGCUACAUUGUUGUGAGAUUGGAUGGUCGCAACUUUCACAAGUUUACAGAUCAGCACAAAUUUGCAAAGCCCAACGACAACAGGGCUUUGGGCCUGAUGAGCCGGAGUGCACGCUCUGUCAUGGAAGAGUUAGAGGAUAUUGUCAUCGCUUAUGGUCAAAGUGAUGAGUUCAGCUUUGUUUUCAAGAGGACUUCAACCUGGUUUAAGAGGAGAGCCAGUAAGCUUAUGACACAUGUGGCCUCCCAGUUCUCAUCCUCAUAUGUGUUUUACUGGAAGGAGUUUUUUGGGGAGGACCUCCCCCUCUUGUACCCCCCCAGCUUUGAUGGACGUGUGGUCCUUUAUCCUAGCAACCGCAACCUCAAAGACUACCUCAGCUGGAGGCAAGCAGAUUGUCAUGUGAAUAAUUUGUACAACACGGUGUUUUGGACUUUGGUACAAAAGGGAGGACUCACCACAGCCCAGGCAGAGGAACGCUUAAAGGGAACACUAGCUGCAGACAAAAAUGAGAUCCUGUUCUCUGAGUUUAAUAUCAACUACAACACUGAACCUGUCGUCCUCAAAAAAGGCACCACUCUCAUCUGGGAAAAGGAGUAAAGCAGAAGCUAAUACCUUGGCAGGAGCAAGUGGCCUUGUCUUGGGCCAGGACGCCAUUUAGAGAUGUGAAUGGAUUUGGCGGCCUGCACUGUCAUCAGAGCUAAGAAUACCUCACACACCCUGCAUACACUCUAUCCCCUGACAUGUGCUCCGAGGCUAAUUUAUCAUCGCACUUAUAAAUGACCGGCUCAGUAUGAAUGGCUUUUGAAGGAUUGAAGUGGACAAGCCAACUGUAUUUUAAUACUGUAGUAGGCUCAGUUACUGUUGAGUAUUAGCUGUAUUUUUGGUCUCAACGCAUGUAGCUCUCUCUCUACUGAACUUUAUGUAACUAGGAUUCAAAUCUAUUCACACUUUAACAAAUCAUUUCAAACUAGCAUGAUAACAUGCUACAUUUUCGAUUAAGUAACAUGUACAAAAGCACAUUAUGAAAGCAGAAGUUCAUCUUUUCUAAAUGACUUUUUCUGUAUGCUUAGAUUGGUUCACUUGUAACAGUUGCCAACAUGACAAUGACUCAAGAAAUGCCUCUAUUGUAUAGAAGGUAUCUUAGUAACCAGAACGUGUUGAGGCAAGCGGUGUAGUUAUUUAAAGAGAGCAUGUGUUUACAUGCAGGGUCUGAACCUAAUCCCAUUGGGAUACUGGUUGUAAAAAAUAGGAAAUACUCUAAACACCUUCUUUAAUAUUGUACUUUAAUAGCUCCUGUAAAUCAUCUCCUGUCCUCAGUUCUUUUAGGUAAAAUGGCCACUGAGAAGCAAGCCGUCUGUACAUCAUAUUGCUCGACCCUGGCUCCUACAAAAUGACGAUCCAAUACAACUUUACUGCAUUCUUAAUGAAGGUUCAAGGAUUCCAAGAUUACGGUAUCAUUUAUAAACAUGUGGUUAGUGUUGUAAAUUGAAAGAAAACUAAAUGCAAAAAACGACUUGGUAAUGUGAAGGCAACAAAACAUUCCUUGGUUAAUUUCAUUAAAAACCUAUAAGUCUAAA